GUAGCAUUUUAUAUGCAUUUCAUGCAGUUGACGCAAUUGAAUUCGACUGUAUUUCACAUUUUAUCAAAUAUUUUGUAUUGAGUGUGUCUUCUCUCCGCCUUUCAGCAUGCAGUUGAGGAUGUGGCUCGCAAGUUGGAUGCUAAUGGUGCUGUACGGCACAGAAGUGGUCCAGGCGCACGGGCGACUGAUGGAUCCUCCAGCUAGGAAUGCCAUGUGGCGCUUCGGUUAUCCCAAUCCUGUCAAUUACAAUGACAACGAGCUGUUCUGUGGCGGUUAUGCUGUGCAGUGGGAACAGAACAAUGGUCGUUGCGGCCUCUGUGGCGAUGCUUACCAUCUGACCACGCCGCGACCGCACGAGGCGGGCGGUGAGUAUGCAAAAGGAAUUAUCUCCAGAUUCUACACAGUGGGGCAAGAGAUUGAUGUGGAGGUCGAGCUUACAGCCAAUCAUUAUGGGCGCUUCGAAAUGUUUCUCUGCCCCAAUAAUAACGCCAAUCUGGAAGCCACUCAAGAGUGCUUCGACCGAUACCCACUCUUUAUCUCCGGCACACGCGAGCAUCGCUACUUGAUACCACAGGAGGCGAAGAAGAAGGGCGUCUUCCGCUAUCGAGUGCGUCUACCACCGUACGUCACGUGCAACCAGUGCGUCCUGCAGUGGACGUAUUAUACUGCCAACAUGUGGGGCACCUGCGCCAAUGGAACCGAGGCCGUGGGAUGUGGAAAAGCUGAGACGUUCAGGAACUGCGCAGACAUUGCGAUCACAUCUAACACUGGGGCCCUGCCGCCUCACUUUGCCGACAACACGAAUCCAUUCUUGCUCUACUACAGGGAUCUGCGUGCUCCAGCACCCAACAACAUCUUCCCUCUUAUUGUCAGAGAUCAAGUGUGUGUGCCAUCGCCACUGUACAGAAGCGUGCCUGGUAUGGAUGAAUGGUGUCAAAUAAACUGCCUCCGAUACCCACCCAACUGCCCAGAGACCAUCUGUCACUGCCCCCAAACAUGCGAAGCCAUUGGCGAUAUCGAGGGCCAAGAAGGAGCUGAUGUGUACUGUCUGGACGAGUGCAUCAAUUAUCCCUCAAAGUGUCCAGCACAUAGAUGUCGAUGCUUCUGAUCGAAUGAGGAAAAAUCAAAUGUAUCCACUUAAAAGGGUAUAAUUGAGAAUACAAAAAUAUUUCUACAGAAUUACAGCAACGAGUAAAAUAGAAAAUUUUGCAACUGAAUGCCAUAAAACUAUUCCGAAAAUUGACGCUGAAUUGGCCAUCACAAAAUUUUGCACGAUCUUAAUGAAUGAAUUUUUGUCCAAUAUGUCUGCAGCUCUCUCUGUGCAUAAAAUAAAGAGACUUCUCUAGAUGAUAA
Molecule: messenger RNA, 1353 nt
Organism: Phlebotomus argentipes
Lineage: Eukaryota; Metazoa; Arthropoda; Insecta; Diptera; Psychodidae
Exons: 4
Coding region: 107-1108 (333 amino acids)
Source: RefSeq, a predicted model, not a curated record